Doryrhamphus excisus (bluestripe pipefish) is the source of this 1809-nucleotide messenger RNA. It is a transcript of the gene ppil2, whose product is annotated as peptidylprolyl isomerase (cyclophilin)-like 2. Gene Ontology annotation, biological process: protein peptidyl-prolyl isomerization; protein polyubiquitination; protein folding. The record is from RefSeq and is a predicted model, not a curated record. NCBI's taxonomy places the organism in Eukaryota, Metazoa, Chordata, Actinopteri, Syngnathiformes, Syngnathidae. Gene Ontology annotation, cellular component: catalytic step 2 spliceosome. Gene Ontology annotation, molecular function: peptidyl-prolyl cis-trans isomerase activity; ubiquitin protein ligase activity.
AGUUGGUAUUUUAGCCUGAAGAGGGCGCCCGAGCGCACUUCCGGUAAGACGAAGAAGAAAAUAAACCCCAGGAUUCUCUCAAUAAAAGGAACAGGAACGCUUACAGUUUAGCGCAAAUAAUACGUCAAGAUGGGGAAGCGCCAGCAUCAAAAAGACAAAAUGUACAUUACAUCUACGGAGUACACAAACUUUUACGGCGGCAAACGAGCAGAAAUCCCUCAGGCGAACUUCAGAAGACUUCCGUUUGAUCACUGCAGCUUGUCCCUUCAGCCGUUUGCAUAUCCCGUCUGCACGGCCGACGGCAUCGUCUUUGACCUGCUGAGCAUUGUUCCAUGGAUCAAGAAAUACGGAACUAAUCCCAUAUCUGGAGAGAAACUGGAGGCAAAGUCGCUCGUCAAGCUCAAUUUCGCCAAGAACAACGAAGGGAAAUAUCACUGUCCUGUUUUAUACUCCGUCUUCACCAACAAUUCCCACAUCGUUGCCAACAAGGUCACCGGCAACGUCUUCUCUUAUGAGGCGGUGGAGCAGCUCAACAUCAAGCCCAAAAGUUUCAAAGAUCUGCUGAGCGACGAUGCUUUUACCCGGAAAGACAUCAUCACGCUUCAGGAUCCCACAAACCUGGACAAGUUCAACGUGGCCAACUUCUUCCACGUGAAAAACGAGCUCAAAGUUCCCGAUCCAGACGAGGAGAAGGCCAAGCAGGACCCCUCCUACCACCUCAAGACCACCAACCUGGAGACCAGGGAGACCUUGGCCGAGCUCUACAAGGACUACAAAGGGGACCGGCUCCUGGCCUCCACCAUGAAGGAGCCAGAGGCCAAGAAGACGGACAAGUUCAACACGGCCCACUACUCCACAGGCAGGGUGGCGGCCUCCUUCACGUCCACGGCCAUGACACCCGCCACCACACACCAAGCAGACGCCAUCGCAGACGACACGGUGCGUUACAGCUACGUGAGGAAAAAAGGCUACGUCCGCCUCCACACCAACAAAGGAGACCUGAACCUGGAGCUGCACUGUGACAAGGUUCCCAAAGCUGGGGAGAACUUCAUCGGCCUGUGUAAGAAGGGCUACUACGACGCCACCGUCUUCCACAGGUCCAUCCGCAAUUUCAUGAUUCAAGGAGGGGACCCCACUGGCACCGGCACAGGGGGAGAAUCUUUAUGGGGGAAAGCCUUCAAAGACGAGUUCCGUCCCAACAUGUCCCAUACAGGCCGAGGGGUCCUCAGCAUGGCCAACUCGGGUCCAAACACCAACAAGUCUCAGUUCUUCAUCACAUUCCGCUCGUGCACCUACCUGGACAGGAAGCACACCGUGUUUGGAAGAGUGGUCGGCGGAUUCGAAACGCUGACGGCCAUGGAGAACGUGGAGAGCGACACGAAAACGGACAAGCCCAAGUCGGAGAUCAAGAUCAUCAGCGCCAGCGUCUUCGUGGACCCGUACGAAGAGGCCGACGCCGAGAUCGCAGCCGAGCGAGAGAAGGAGCAUCAGAAGGAGGAGGAGGAGAAGCGGCAGCUGCAGGCCAGCGCCUCCGUGAGGAGGCCCCGGGAGGAGCAGGUCCCGAAGACCUUCAAGCAAGGCGUGGGCAAAUACAUCAACCCCAGCGUGGCGAAACGGCCGGCCGCAGGAGAAGCGGAAGACAACGGACCUUCCACCAGCGCCUCCGCUGCCAAGAAGCCCAAAGGCAAGACCACCUUGGGAGACUUCAGCUCAUGGUAGAUUCAAACCUUUUAAUCGUCUCGGGUCAUCGCUAUUUUCGUGCUGACGCAAUAAAUACAAGUGUCUUUUUAGCUCCGCCCCUCCGCUUCU